AUGAACUCGUACCCGUACCCAUCCAACUUUGGCUUCACCACUGCCUCCGUGGCUAUUGCCAGGGAGCGUGCUGGUAGUCGGUCCCGCCCUGAGCCUCGGGGUCCACGCCCGGUUCAAACGGAUGAUCGCCAGUCCCCCUACGAGGCAAUCCUUCUCGGCCCCGGCGAGAACAAGAUCGACGUCGAGGUUGAUACUCGCAUGCCCUCCGCCGCCAUCUUCACCUUCCACAAGGAAGACCACACCCUUGGCAACAUGAUCCGCACCCGUCUCCUCCGCACCGCCCACGUCACCUUCGCCGCCUACAGGGUCCCUCACCCCCUGACUCCCAACUUCCAGCUCCGCUGCCAGACUGAUGGCGAGAUCACCCCCCGCCAGGCCGUCAUCAACGCCUGCCAGGCCCUGAUCAAGGACCUUGGCAUCCUCUCGCGCGAGUUCACCAAGGAGUAUGAGCUGCGCAAGAUGGCCAACGCUGCCAACCAGCAGCAGAACAUCGGCGAGUAA
This is a messenger RNA of Penicillium cataractarum, 501 nucleotides long. Its product is annotated as DNA-directed RNA polymerase II core subunit RPB11. The transcript has 4 exons. Bases 1 to 501 code for a protein of 166 amino acids. Gene Ontology annotation, cellular component: RNA polymerase II, core complex. Gene Ontology annotation, molecular function: DNA binding; protein dimerization activity. Lineage: Eukaryota; Fungi; Ascomycota; Eurotiomycetes; Eurotiales; Aspergillaceae. The record is from RefSeq and is a predicted model, not a curated record. Gene Ontology annotation, biological process: transcription by RNA polymerase II.